Messenger RNA from Medioppia subpectinata, 531 nucleotides. The record is from the annotation of a GenBank genome assembly. Lineage: Eukaryota; Metazoa; Arthropoda; Arachnida; Sarcoptiformes; Oppiidae.
UCUUUCUUAUGUGAAAACACAUUGGCAACAAUGGAACCGAUCGUGUUCAUCGACUCUCUGGACAACAUCUCGAUCGUCAAUCUGAACGUGCCGUCGCUGUCGCCGUCACGUGACCACCUCUACGACGACUUCGACUGCAAGCACGCGUCGGCGCUGCUCAGCGACCACCUCGACGAAGAGUGUCCGCAGGAGUCGCCGUUCGCCUUCGACCUCCACGACGACCCGAUGGACGCCAGCUACCGCUCGCACCACCGCCGCACCACUUCCUCGCUCGACAAAGUGCGCACGUGGAAGAAGUACAAGAACAAGAAGCACCUGUCGCAGCUCGAGCUCGACAGGAAGCGCGACCUGGCCAACAAGCAGGAGCGCCGCCGCAUGCACCGCUUGAACGACGCGCUCAACCGGCUCCGGGCGGUGAUCCCGGCCGAGCUGCAGCACCCGCCGCCGCGACGGCUCUCGAAGAUCAAGACGCUGCAGUCGGCCAUCAAGUACAUCCGGCGUCUGCAAGAGCUGUUGCGAGACAACAAUUAA